Camellia sinensis is the source of this 819-nucleotide messenger RNA. Its product is annotated as transmembrane protein, putative (DUF3464). The record is from RefSeq and is a predicted model, not a curated record. Lineage: Eukaryota; Viridiplantae; Streptophyta; Magnoliopsida; Ericales; Theaceae.
ACCAUUCAUUUUCCAGGAUAAGGUUUCUAAUUACAACAACAGAGGCCCAUAGCAUUGCAAGUAACAAGCCCUAAAAGAAGCCAUGAAAACCCUAAUUUGUGUAGAACAACCACCCAUCUACAUUACAAAUCUACCUUCAUGCAAGCCAAGAAGCCCAACAACCCUCCACCCAAGAACAUGGAAAGUGCAUGCCAAAGCCAAAGGCUGCAGCAGAACACAAGCUAAGGUACAAGAUGGGAAGAUUAAAAGCACAGAAACCAUUACUAGGUCAAAAUCCUUUGAAAGGAAAUUCGGAGGUGACGAUGAUGACAAGAUACCGGAGGUGGUGUUUGAGAGGAUGAUAGUGAGAAUCUUGUUUUAUGUGGGGGUUCCUAUGGUCAUUGGCAUAGCAUUCUUGAUAGUUUUUAAUGUAGCAAAAGAACAACAUUUGUGGGAUGUGCCACUUUGGUUACCUCUCUUGACUACUUUUCUCACUUUUGGGGCUUCUGCACUUGGGAUUGCUUAUGGGACUCUGUCUACUAGUUUGGAUCCAAAGAAGAAGGGUUCCAUUCUAGGGUUUGAAGAAGCUCAGAAGAAUUGGGUCGAAAUGUGGGAAGAAGGAGAUGAUGAUGAGAGUAGAAGGUGAUGGAUAUGGAGGUGCAUGAUAUAUAAUAAUAUAUGUAUACACUAACUCCAUGCUUCCAUACCUUCCAAUCACAGUGCAAAUAUGAAUAAUUGUGAUCCCAAUUGUGUUAAUUCAGAGAUAAGCUUGUAACUUCAAAAUCAUUUUGUUUGUUCAUAAAUGUCAUAAUUGUGCAUGGCUAACUGCCAUUUUUAUCC